AUGUCCCUAGCGACCCCCGAAACGAUCGUCGGCCUCCUCCACAACGACACCCGAGUCAAGCUCGCCGGCAUCGACGUCGACGGCCUCCUCCGCGGGAAGCUGGUCUCCAAGAAAAAAUUCCUCUCGAUCGUCUCCGAUGGCUUUGGCUUCUGCUCCGUGAUAUUCGGCUGGGAUAUGCACGAUCGGACCUACGUCCGCGAGCUCGCCAUCAGCAACAGGGAUAACGGGUACCGCGACAUCCUGGCGGUUCCGGAUCUGAGCACCUUCCGGCGCAUUCCCUGGGAGGACAACGUGCCCUUUUUUCUGGUGAGCUUUUUGGAUCCCGAGACGCGCCAGCCGCUUUGCGCUUGUCCUAGGGGGUUGGUGAAGGGGGCGUUGGGGAAGUUGGGUGCCGCGGGGUAUCGGGCUAUGGCGGGAGCGGAAUAUGAAUUUUAUCAGUUUCGCGCGCCUGAACGGAAUGCCUCGUCAACGGCGACUUUUCUCAAAGAGAAUCCUGUCGAAGCGUUACCCUCGCUUACGGAGGGGAUGUUUGGGUACAGUUUGACCCGUCCUGUUCAUAAUCAAGACUGGUAUUACGGGGUUUUUGACGCCUGCGAGCAAUUUAACUGCGAGAUUGAGGGGUGGCAUACGGAGAGCGGGCCGGGGGUUUUUGAAGCUGCACUACAGUUUGGGGAGGCCCAGGAGAUGGCUGAUAAAGCGGGUCUUUUCAAAUAUGUCGUCAAAUCCAUUGGCACCAAACACGGCAUCACUCCCUCGUUUAUGGCGAAACCGCGCGAAGGCCUGCCAGGAAACAGCGGCCACAUGCAUAUAUCCCUGGUGAAUCAGGACGGAACGAAUGCGUUUAUUCGUCCCACCCCCGAUCCCAACCCGCCGUAUCCAGAUGUAGCUUACCUAUCGGACCUGGGUCGAUAUUUCCUCGCCGGCAUUCUCACCGGGCUUCCCGAUAUCAUGCCCAUGUUGGCGCCCACGGUGAACUCCUACAAACGGUUGGUGGAAAACUUCUGGGCGCCAGUUACGGUAUCUUGGGGGCUUGAGCACCGCGCUGCCUCUGUUCGACUGAUCAGCCCGCCAACUUCCAGCCCCAAGUCUACACGAUUCGAAGUGCGCGUUCCCGGGGCAGAUUCGAACCCGCAUUUUGUCCUCGCUGCCAUCGUCGCCCUGGGGUGGCGCGGGGUCGAGAAGAAGCUCGAAAUCCCCGUUCCUCCCCUAUCCAAGGGAGAGGACAUGGGUGGUGCCGGUGACAAGGGUGUAAGACUAGCAAAGAACUUGGGAGCGGCCAUCGCUGCCUUCACGCACAAGGACAGUAUCGCAAGGGAGGUCUUCGGGGACGAGUUCGUGGAUCAUUUUGGCGGAACUCGAGAGCAUGAGCUGCGCUUGUGGGAGGAAGCCGUAACGGAUUGGGAGGUGCGACGGUAUAUCGAAACGGUCUAGAUCGGGACGGCGUUGGGGGAAGUUCCCGGUACGAUGCUUGUAAAUAGAUGAUCUGACCCGUUCGAACCCGAACUCUAAGCUGGGGUCGGGAGUGACCCGGAAACUAAGAAUUUGGAUGGAGGCCAGGCGAUGUCACAUGUGAUUUGCAUAGUGGGCAGGCUCUCAUGAUUUUCACAUGCUGGCGAUGGGAUCAGGGGAGUCUCAGGAUAGACAUAGUUAACUAAUACAUGGUGACAACAAACAAAUGAGUUGCUAUCCACAGUCAUUGUCCUGGCCUGGGUGUAAUAUUUUCCCAGGCUGCCCGUGUGUACGAGGGCAGAGGAAAGGGUGAUACCCAGAUCGGCGGGGGUACUUGGUGACUGUACCUAAUCGCCACAUCCAAGGUCGCGAUAACACUCGGGACAAGUCGGUGCCGCACCGCUCUUGAAAAACAAGGGUUCGCGCUGCACUGAUUCGAUCAACGAUUGGUG
Molecule: messenger RNA, 1901 nt
Organism: Aspergillus ochraceoroseus IBT 24754
Lineage: Eukaryota; Fungi; Ascomycota; Eurotiomycetes; Eurotiales; Aspergillaceae
Product: glutamine synthetase family protein
Exons: 5
Coding region: 1-1431 (476 amino acids)
Molecular function (GO): glutamine synthetase activity
Source: RefSeq, a predicted model, not a curated record